AUGGAUAGGUUUCAAAUUGGCGACGAGCAACUACUUCGUUUUUAUCAGUUGAAGACUAUUAAUCCGACCCAUUCCUGGGCCCAAGAUUCCUCAAAAUUGAAUAAUGAAGAGGCUACAAGCAAUGAACUUGGCGUUGAAACGUCAUUCGACAUAUUAAAAGACUUCAAAUAUGGCAAUCAAAUUAGCAUUGACAAGGAAUCGAGAGCAUAUUUAAACGAUGAGUCGUUAAGUUAUAUUAGAGAUCCCUUGAAUGGACAAGAAAUGUCUAAAGAAUUGCAACAUCUACCAAAUGAUUCAAUGCGGUUGAACUAUCUUGUCAACAGUAAACAAUUCAACGUCAAAGCCUUUCUGAGAGAUAUGCACAAACAAGACUCUUUCAAUGAUCUAAAUAACUCACUGGACAGGUUGGACAGUGAUAUACAAGACCAAUCUAUACAUUUGAAACAAUUGGUUGGUAAAAAUUUCACCAAGUAUGUUAAGAUUAAAAACAAGUUAGACCAAAUUUACAAAGAAUUUGACGAGAAAACGAAUGAAAAAAACCAAUGUGAUUCACCAAAAGAAAAUCAAAUAAAUGUGGAAAGCUUAAAUAAAAAGGUCGACGAGGUUAUUAGAACAACAACUUUCAAACUGAAACCGCUAAUGGAUAACUAUCAGAAAAUUUUGAAUUACCAGGCCACCAAAAAAUUUAUUGAAUUGAAUAAGUUUUACUUCAACCUACCCAAAUCUUUAAAGAGAUGUUUGACUAACAACGAUUUCAAUGAGUUCAUUAUCGAAUAUUCAAAAGGUCUUACGCUCCGUCGCCGUUUCAACCAGAGUUCAGAUGCUUCACAAUCUCUUGUUAUAAAAAGAAUUUGGACUCAAAUAGAAAAUUUAUUAGUCACGUAUAAAGAUCUGAUUUGGAACAGUUUAAUAAAUUCAAAUUUUAACAUUGACCAACCCCAAGAAACAAUUUUGUCCCUCUUUUCAAAAUUGUUGAACUUAGAAAACUUUAUCAAUAAUAAUCAAAGAGAAAGUGAAAGUGGUAACAAGAACACAACUUCAUCAUCCAAUGAAAAUCCAAUCCUAAGAUGGAUGUCCAUCAAAAUGAAUGGCUUUCAGAAUGAACUGAACGAGUUGUCUGGCCAUAUGAUUAGUAAAAUCAUUCAUUCUCAAAGGCUUAUAUUACAAAACAAUACUAAUCAAGAUAAAAGUCAAGGGUGCGUGGAGCUGUCGUAUUAUUUGAAAAUCAAUCAAUUAUUCCAAAUAAUAAGUGAUACGGGCAAGGAUAGUGAAGGUUUGAAAAGUACCGUUGAACCCAAUAAAGUUAACACCAUUUCUGGAACCAGCUAUCUAAAUUUGAAUUGCCAACCCAGCUCUCAAGGACUAACUGAUUCCCCAACUAUCAUUGAAAUGUGGCUAUUAAUCUUAAAAUAUAUUAACGACCUGUGGAAAAUUUGUGAUCAAUUUAUAGAAUUCUGGGAACACAUUGAAAAGUUCCUCGAUGGGACUUACCAAAAUUCCAUUAUAAAUGAAAAAAGAAAAGAAAACAUUUUGAUCGGUGAUUCUAAUAUUAUUGAAUCAUACCAAAAAAGCUUGAUCUUGAAGGAAGAACAGAUUAACGAGGUUAGGUUAAAGGGCGAGGAAUUCAUCACUUCAGUCUCACAAAAUUUAAUAUCAUUUUUCACAUCUUCUCAAUCAUCUCUACCAUCAUCAUUGAAGGAUUCUACUGGAGAUAUUACCCGCAGUAAUAAAGAUUCGGGGUCACCUUUGGAUUAUGGAUUUAUACCUCCUAAUUGUAAUGGAUUGAGUUGUUUAAGAUAUCUACCGAAAAUUGUGGAGCCCAUUUUGAAAUUCUCUACCGAGUUAGCGCAAUUAAAUAUCACAACUAACGGAAUCACCAUUUGCAGGAACACUCUAUCAACUAUAAUCAAUCGUUGCGUAGGUGCCAUAUCUUCCACGAAAUUAAGAGAUAUAUCUAACUUUUAUCAACUGGAGAACUGGCAGGUCUAUGAAACGGUUACAUUUUCAAGCAAAUCACAGGACAGUAGUAAAAAUCUAACUUUCGAAUAUGGUGUGACACAAUUUCCGGAAAUUGUCACCUCGUUUCAAGAAGUGAGUAUCAAAACUACUAGAGAUCUAUUAUUCGCAUAUGAAAAAUUACCAAUCAUUAACGGAAUUUCAGUAGUAAGUUAUCCGUCAAAACAACUGCUCACAGGUAUAGAAAUUCAACAGAUUAUAUCGAUGGAAGCUGUAUUGGAAGCGAUCUUAAAAAAUGCGGCAAAGGAUAAGGACAACCCAAGAAAUUCUCAUACCAUCUUAACAUUAACAAAUCUACAAUAUUUUAGAGAAUGUGCAUUCCCAAAUAUUUUGCAGUAUUUUGAUGACGCAUUCGAGUGGAAUUUGGCUUCCAAAAACUUAGAAUUAUUUAGCCUACUAUCUAAGAUGGAAUCUUCAAUUUUCGGUAACUAUCUUUCUGACUUAAAGAUCAACUUAAGGGAUACUCUUGAAGAAAAAUUCCACGAAAUAAAUUGGCCCAUGUAUACAUCAAAUUCAUUCAGGGUUGGUGACUAUAUUAUAGAAGCGUUAAUGAUUCUGAUCGUGGUUCACAGUGAGUGCUUUAGAAUUGGGCCUCAGCUCAUCCAUAAGAUUUUAAUUGAAACGCAGAUUUUUAUAGCCAGAUACCUCUUUGAGGCAUUUAAGCCUUAUGUUGGUAAUCUUUCUAAUGAUGGCUCAUUACAAAUUAUAGUGGAUUUGGAAUUCUUUCAGAAGGUUAUGGGUCCUUUACUUGAAAAGGACACCGAGGCCACAUUAAGGGCGUGCUUACAAAACUGUUUCCAGAACGACACAAAUAGACUACAAAAAUGUAUCAAUGAGAUUAAUCCUAUUGUAUCUGCCAAUUUAAAAAGAACUGCUAUUCAAUUCGCCGCCUUCAGCUAG
Molecule: messenger RNA, 2916 nt
Organism: Saccharomyces cerevisiae S288C
Lineage: Eukaryota; Fungi; Ascomycota; Saccharomycetes; Saccharomycetales; Saccharomycetaceae
Gene: SEC5
Product: exocyst subunit SEC5
Exons: 1
Coding region: 1-2916 (971 amino acids)
Biological process (GO): exocytosis
Cellular component (GO): exocyst
Source: RefSeq, marked reviewed